Messenger RNA from Caenorhabditis bovis, 1275 nucleotides. The record is from the annotation of a GenBank genome assembly. Lineage: Eukaryota; Metazoa; Nematoda; Chromadorea; Rhabditida; Rhabditidae.
AUGUCAUUAUUAGAUUUUUCAAAGAUCUUAUUCAUACUAACUUGUGUCUACUGCAAAAACAGCCGAGAAGGUUUUGUAAAAGAAGUAGCUUGCUCAGCAGAGAGCUUGACUGUAGUUAUAGAUGAAAAUGAUCCAGAGGUGGCUCGCUGGAUUUCGAAUCCAAAAUCUCAACCAGUGGUGUACGUCUACGGACACAAAACUCGCCAUCCUUGCGGAACUUCAAUGAAAAACGACAAAGGUUCAACUAAUUUUAAUCUCACUGUUCCUUAUGGAAAAGAGUGCGAUGUGAUGCUGGUGGAUUUGCAACCAAAUCAUCGAACCGCUGAAACCACUAUAGUUUUGGAAGAUAACGCUGAUCUCACUUAUGCAAAGACAAUGCGAAUCAACCAUGUGUUUUGCUUAUAUGCCCGAAAUGUGCAAACCAUUCGAUUUAACGACGUGACCAAUGCGCAUGAAAUAAUAGCGUCGACUGGUGGGAAGCCAAAGCCAAAAAUCGAGAUGUUUUUCCGAUCAGUGGACGGAAAACCGUUGCAUGCGGCAAAAAUCGGAGAUGUUCUGGAAUUUUUCGUCGCUCUUUCACCCGAUUCGGCAUAUCAUGGUGCAACACCAAAAGAGUGCGUCUUCAGCGAUCGCGAAGAUGUGGAUUCUCCCGAUGCUCGAAAAAUCACUUUCGUUCAAAGCGGGUGUCCGGUUGAAGAGAUCAGCGAGAUUAUUGAGCCGUUAGCCAACGUCAACGACCAGGUAUACUUUUCCAAGUUCAAAACGUUUCGCUUUGGUAAUCAGAGCACUGUGUUUGCUCACUGUCAAGUGAACGUUUGCUUGAAAAGGGAAGAAUGUUCUACGCCAUGCUUCAAGAAAAUGACCAAUUCGACAUUAACUGCUGACCGGCUUCGGUUCCGGCAUCGUAGAAGCGCAUCAUUGAUCAAAGAAAGCAAAGACGUCAGUGAGGUGUCUCUUAUGAACACACUCACAAUUCUGUCAGAUUCGGAAUCUCGACAAAUUGCAAAAUCUUCGUCAUUUUCGUCGCCGAUCGCAGACAAAUGCUCUGUUACAUCAGAGUUCUCGAGAACGGCGUUGUGCGUGAUGGCUGCUCUUCUCUCUUUGGUAGUCAUCUCGACAACAGCAGCUAUUUAUUUAGCUUGUCGUAUUCGGAAGAAGUCGAAAGAGUCGUUCGACAUGCUCUCGGCCUUCACAAGUUCCACCAUGGCCGUCUCGGGACCCUAUGGUAUUCCCUCACCUUACGGGAUGUACCACAUGGAGCAGCAAACUAGAUAA